CUCAACCCCCCCCAAAAUCCUACCAUGUAGUUUUGGCCUCCAAGUGAGGCGUCUCUGCUUGUGCCCCCUCAACCGACAACUGCAAACCUUCAGCGCGACAGCCACCAACAGUUACACGGGGCUAAUUAGGGCAUCUGCUCUCACCGCAGAAUCCCCUUAAUUAGGUAAGGUACUUAGUAAGGAGUCUGCAACGCUGGCCAGCCCUCUCAGGCGAGCCUGUGGUCUGCCCCUCCUCGCGCCCGUCCCAUUACAUACUUCCGGAGCUUCCAUGCAUGGAUAAUAAAGGCAUCUACCAGUAUUCCUCCGGCGACGUGGCUGCCACGAGCGCUCGGCGUGAAUAAGCGCCGACACCCUCGCAAAUCGCUCCGGGCAGUCUGGAAUGGGAAUGUCAACGAGGCUUUCUUUUACCUUUUCUGGCACCAUUGUCUUCCGUUUUCGGUCAGGAUUUUACGCCUCUGCUUGUUGGCUUUCCGGAUGGCUGAGCUCUUUGUUGAAUACAGUAUGGGCGGAAAGAAAUCUCCCGUCGCAUCCACGCAUCCAUUGCACCGUGCAACCGACCAUAAUAACCCUUUCGUACCUACAUGCCAGUGCUGUAGGUUUCUCAUCCACGCCUUGGUCGGGUACGUUUAUGAUGUCGGACUAUCGGCGAGAAAAGAUCCUCAGGCGGCACAGUUGCGAACGUCUGAUAGCCGUGCCCCUAUUUACCCCUGAGUCACUUAGAGUGUUAGAAGUGCUGGUACUUCGCAUUACUCAGUACCAUCUGCUACCUAUACCUAUCUACACUGAGCCUACUAUUUCUCUGUGUUCUUCCAACUACGCGUCAGACAUAGCAAAAGCGAGUUUGGUCGCUACCUUACUCACCACGUUGUCUAAGCGCGGUAUGGAAGUACGGCGGCAGCGCUUAAAGUUAGCACCAACACAUGCCGGAUUUGGCAUGAAGGGUGACAUCCAUGGUGCUCGCAUCGGAUUGCGUCCCACACGUUCGUUACCGAUCUCCCUGUGCCGCAACUUGGUCAGCGGGACCACCCUCCCCGUCCUAUUCCUGCCCCUGGCCUCAUAGUGUCGGCCGGAUCAGGCAUCGCCUCCCAGAACGCCGCGUGCGGAACAGCAAGUUGGCAUGAGGAAGGCAGAAUGUUCCUGAAGAGUGUGCUCAUGCUACUGGGGGUUCGACUGGCUCC
Chaetomium strumarium is the source of this 1178-nucleotide messenger RNA. RefSeq lists its product as uncharacterized. The coding region runs from base 380 to 1060 and encodes 226 amino acids. The record is from RefSeq and is a predicted model, not a curated record. NCBI's taxonomy places the organism in Eukaryota, Fungi, Ascomycota, Sordariomycetes, Sordariales, Chaetomiaceae. The transcript has a single exon.